Messenger RNA from Pseudophryne corroboree (corroboree frog), 2923 nucleotides. RefSeq names its product vesicle associated membrane protein 8 (gene VAMP8). Gene Ontology annotation, biological process: vesicle fusion; SNARE complex assembly; vesicle-mediated transport. Bases 205 to 528 code for a protein of 107 amino acids. Gene Ontology annotation, molecular function: syntaxin binding; SNAP receptor activity. NCBI's taxonomy places the organism in Eukaryota, Metazoa, Chordata, Amphibia, Anura, Myobatrachidae. Gene Ontology annotation, cellular component: mucin granule; plasma membrane; SNARE complex. The record is from RefSeq and is a predicted model, not a curated record. The transcript has 3 exons.
GAAUGUGUCCGAGGCGGUGUAUACCUGGAGGAAGGUGAGCAGCAGCAGCUCACACCCCUCCCGCCCUCAUAUGGAGAAGGGAGGGGGACAGGAAGCCAGGGCUGCUGUUUCAUAACCCAGUCACACAGUGGAGGUAGAGGCUGCUGCAAAGUGCAAACUCGCCACACAGAGACCCAGGGGAGCUGCUGUGACAGAAGGACAGCCAUGGACAGGAGGCCGGAGAUGGGUGGGGCACCAGCCCCGGUGGCCACGGACCGCGUCAGAGACCUGCAGAGUGAGGUGGAGGGAGUGAAGAACAUAAUGUCUCAGAAUGUGGAGCGAAUCUUAGCUCGUGGAGAGAACCUGGACCAGCUGAGGAAUAAAACAGAGGACCUGGAGGCCAGUUCUGAACACUUCAAGACAACGUCACAGAAAGUUGCCCGAAAGUACUGGUGGAAGAAUGCAAAGAUGAUCGCCAUAAUCUGCGUUGUGGUGGGGAUUAUACUCCUCCUCAUCAUCCUCCUUGCCACCGGCGUAAUUCCUACAUAGACUUUAAUUCUCUCUCCUCUUCCUUCUCGCUCCCCCACUGAAGACUCGCACUGACCCCAAAUGUAUGACACCGAAUAACUGAAUUGUUUUCAAAACUCUGACGAUGGCCACCUCUGGGGACAUUCAAUAUACCUAUGUGUCUACUUAGAUACAUGCACUGUUUUAUAAUACACACCAGUUCUAUAAUCAUUGGUAUGUGUAUAGAGGUAGCUGUCUACGUAUUGAGGUCUUGACUAAAAUGUAACCAUUUUUUAUAGUAAGCACGACCAACAACAUUGUAAAAUCCAUGCCUACUUUUGUAAAUGUAUGUAUGUAAAUUGGGAUACAUUAGGCUUGUGAAGGACAACAUUUUGGAAUCCUAACUGUGCAGUGCUGCUUUGCUUUCCAUGUAACCAAUGGCUACAAGGAAGGCAGCCAUGUUAUGGGUGGGGCCAACAGUCUGCCUAUUAAUACUCCAGGAUCUAGUGACCCAUAAAUUGUCUCUUGGUAAGUUCACUGGGUCCUAGUGCAUGGUUAGGCUGCGUCUUUAAUGAGUACUGGUUCAUACAAUCUCCAUGCACGUUAUGGGGCAAUGUUUUACUACCAAUGAAAAAAUAGCAUUUUAAUGGCCAUAUUUCUUACUUUACGCCAUGUGAUACUUAUUCCAUACACCAGGCAUAGGUACACUGCUCCUUGUAAGAAGGAUGUGAAAUAACUUGGUUUACGUUCUUGGCACAGCAAGCGCAGGCGGUUCUUCUGGACAGGCCGUGUUCCUGCAACCUGUAAUACAGAAUACACCAUAUUCUAUGUAGGGCUGCAGAUUAUGGUGGACUAGUGGGGGUUGUGUAACUAUUAAUAUACCGGGGUGAGGAAGAAGGGGAGUAUAAACAUAAAAGAAUUGUAUCACUUAAAUGAAAAUGUAAUUUAGUAAAAUGUAUUAAUGACUAAUAAAUGACUCCAUACUAUCCUCUGGCAGCUCACCCUGCUAGUACUGUAAAGUUGUUUUUCAGAACGGUUAAAGAAACGGCUUAAGGAAAAUAGUUUAGGAUUCCUUGGAUAUGAUUUUGGGGAGAUUUUUUUUUAAAUUUUUUUUUUUUUUUUAAUGUUUUUCAACUCCAAUAAAUAUGGGAGUUUGCAGUGAUGAUAUGUGUUCUAAAAAUAUAUUUUAAAAUUAAUCCUUUUGACAAUCCUUUGUCAGUUUUAAUUUGCUGCCAUUUUGCUGUGCUGUCUCUUUCAUUUGCAGUCAGUAGGUGGUGUGAUUUUCUAUGGCAGAUGUUAUGUCAGAUGGCUGGACCUUGUAGUUCUACACUGGCUACAGAACGAUAGGGAAUCUUCCUGGUACCUCUGGUUUAUGGUGGGCUUCUAGUGCCAGUUUUCCAUUAUAUAUAGUAUAUUUUUACAGAAAUGAUAUGUAACAUAUUUACAGAAAACCAUUUAGGAAGCUUUUAGCAAUUCAGAACACAGAUACGGGAAUCAACAGGACAAAUCUAUGACAGUAUAUGGUUAAAUGUAAUGGGACACACUUAGUUUGUCACAUAACCAUGAUUUAAUCUGGUUGUAGCCUAAGAAAAUGACACCCAUACUGCCUGCCUAUUUGUGCCAAUGGAAAUUUAGAUGAAAUCAGGCCAUUUUGAAGGGGAAUUGAAGAACAGAAAUGGGAAAUGCUGCCCUAGAGAUUUGUUUUUAACUUCUAUAACGAAUGAAGUAACUAAAUAAAGAUUAUUAAACUGCAGCAAUGUGAUCAAAUGAUAUGACGAGUUGCCUUUGUGCACAGUUAUGAAGUGUAAUGCAGAUGUUGACCACUGUGAAUGUUUCAAAACAUGCCUGCAGUGCUCUUACCAAACACCAGAGGGCAGUUGUGCAAUAUUAAAUCAGACACUGAAUGCUGGAUUUGAAGACAUCUAGGGGUGUAUUCGUCAAGCAGUGAAAAAAGUGGAGAAACAGACCAGCGGAGUAGUUGCCCAUGGCAACCAAUCAGCAUCUCCCUUUCAUUUUAUAGAAUGUACUUGCUAAAGGCUUCCUUUAAAGCUGAUUUGUUGCUAUGGGAAACUUCUCCACUGGUACUUUUCUCCCCUCUUUUCACUGCUUCAUGAAUAGACCCCCCAAAAUUUCAGCCAAAGUUGUAGAGUAACCAGCAAAGCUGCAUGAUGGGUGAUUGGCCUUGAUUACACUCAUGAGCAGAUAUGUAUGGUGCUCUUCCUACCUAUGUAGAUGUCCGAUAAUCUCAGCAGUUUAUCAGCAGUCUGUUUUCUAUGUAUACCUUGUACAGGGCUAUAUACACCUUGUGGCGCCUUAUAAAUAAAAGCUAAUAAUAUAAUGUCUACAUGCACGGAGAUAAGUCUAAAGCUGUUAUUUUAUUGCUGAUGAUUUUACAGCAUUUAUUUAUGAUACGUCUUAUUAAAGAGUUUAAUUGGUU